Macroventuria anomochaeta is the source of this 2041-nucleotide messenger RNA. RefSeq lists its product as uncharacterized. Bases 473 to 2041 code for a protein of 522 amino acids. Lineage: Eukaryota; Fungi; Ascomycota; Dothideomycetes; Pleosporales; Didymellaceae. The transcript is spliced from 3 exons. The record is from RefSeq and is a predicted model, not a curated record.
ACCUUAUCCAUCGCGAACACCUCACUACAUUCACACCCACCUAACACACCCACCUAACACACCCACCUAACACACCCACACAUGGGCUUAUGCGAUCACGAUUCACGAUACAGUCGCCGUCUUCUGAACCUGCUGCCACCCAACCGUCUCCGCGCGCCGCUCGUUUGACUCAGUCCAUCAUCCUUGCGAACUUCACAAGGCCUCUGACGCGCAGCGGACCCGGCGACUCCGCUUUGGCUUGACUCUGCUUCAGCACAGGCGUCGAUCUGCUGCCGCCAGAGGGGUGGUUCUCAGGCCUGCACCGGCAGCGCGGACACGGCGGGGCAGCGGUGAACGCGGGCGGAUUGCUGCUUCAUCCGAGUCAAGGCUGCUCGCGACAAAGCCUGGGUGGGCGGGUUCCCUUGUUGUGAGUCGCUGCGAGGGGGAUAUUCUUGGUGAGUGAUUUGAGUUGUAUCUAGAAGAGCUGAUAGCAAUGACCAAGUCAAACAUUGGCAGACAAGGCCUCCCCGUGCUAGUUUAUCUUACAUCAGAGCCUCUGUCACUAUCAUGUUCGAUGCGCAUCCUGCACCAUGAACCUCGCAAGCAGGUGACCAUCGCGCUCAGAACCUCAGUCGUCCUCCAUGGCUCCGAAGACGAACAGACCUUUGUUGCGCAGUACGAUGCUAACAACCUGUUACCUGACACCACCGCCCUUGACGCUGCAACCAUACACCUCCCAAACGGGCGGCAUGGCGAGAUAGCGCGAAAUGCAGAUCCUCGGAUAACGAUAUUGUCCCUGGGCUUCAAGCAACCAUGCCCACUCUGGUGUCCGCCCCUGGAAUGCUUAUCGCCCAAGGCCGAGCCCAGCUCCGUAGCCUCUUUCAACGAGCUCGUGGAACUCGCCAAAGCAACGACGGUGCACAUUGUCUUUGACUACAACUGGCUCCACAUAGAUCUUCAAGUGCCUUUCCAGCGGCUUGUUAGGAGGAAGGAGAAGCUGACUGGCUAUCCGGUCGAGAAGCAUUAUGCUAAGUUCUUGAGGCGAAGGGACUGGACAGUCUUCGGCCCUGCAGACACUGCUACUUCUCCUCCUGCUUAUGCGGAUCUCUCACACAAGCGACUGAGGCGAGUCUCGAGUUCAACGUCGCCGUCUCCGCCCCACAAACGCAAGGUCUUGGACGAGUCGCGACCGCAAACGCAGGUCCCCUCAUCCACAGAGUGCACCACGUCACCUCCAACGUACGCGAACGACGAAGACGAGCACGACUUCCAAUCGAAGGCCAUCAGCCGCGUAGUCAAGCGCCACCUCCCUGCUGUCCUCAAACAAGUCUUACCAAAAUUCCUUCCAACCCUCCUGCCGACCCUUUUCGCCAUUCCGGCAUCCUUCUCGUCCUCUCCGGACGACUCCGACUCCCAGGCCUCUCAAUCUCCAGAGCUGACACCUCUCGGUCUGUCCUUAAUCCCCCACCUCGUUGCGCACAUACAGCCCCAGCUUCAGAAGAUGCAUACCCGAGCACUCUCCCAUGAAGAGCGCCGGCGGGAGAGUGCAGCCUUGAGAUUCGAAGAGGACUUCGAGUUCCACAAGGCUGAGUUGAUGCAAAUACGGGACGAUGGUGUGGACGACCUGCAACGGGAGGCCAUGUACGCGCUUGAUGAGGCAAGGGAGAGGGGAAGAGAUGUGGCUGAGGAGCUAGGGGAGGAUAUCGAGGCGGCUUUGCGCGAUAGAGGGAAGAGAGCCCUCAAUGCUGUGUGCAGUAGCUUCGAAAAAAUGAAAAAGAAGACACUGAGAGAGUCCUCCUGCAAAACCUUCGCCUCCCGCACCCUCAUUGGCUUUGCAACUCGCAAGUACCGACGACCACAACCCGGCCUCAGCGAGAAAGCGUCCACGCACUGCCUAAGGGAUCUAGAACCCGUUGAGAAUCAGAGUGGCGGCGAGGAUCAGACGGCCUCUGAAUCUCCGAGCGUAUCUUUCACCUCUGGCAAGAGCAGCUGGGAAGAUGCUCGAGCUGACAGGCCAAAGCCAGCAGAAGUUGUUUGCAUCGAUCCUACCGGAGUCUGGUAA